Molecule: messenger RNA, 2124 nt
Organism: Ipomoea triloba (trilobed morning glory)
Lineage: Eukaryota; Viridiplantae; Streptophyta; Magnoliopsida; Solanales; Convolvulaceae
Product: zinc finger CCCH domain-containing protein 6
Exons: 4
Coding region: 351-1844 (497 amino acids)
Molecular function (GO): metal ion binding
Source: RefSeq, a predicted model, not a curated record
UGAAAAUACUGUGAAGAAAGGGUUGCAGCGGAGAAAAAAAAAAGAUAAGAAAAUCGGAGGAUCUAGGGUUUCCUGGGUCGCUCUCGCUUCCCCCCCUCCGCCUCUCUGCUUUGUAUGUAUCGUUUAUGGAUGAAUGAACAUACAUUUGAAUCGAUUAUCGAUUGCUUCAAAAUCGGACAAAUUUAAGGUUUAUACUGAGGUCAAUUUGUUUGUGUAUGUUUGUUUGCUAUUCGAUUGAUUAUAGCCGGAGACCGACCUUGAUAAUAAAUCGAUAUUCGGCGAUUGAUUUUAGAUUUUUAUCGUUUGAGAAUCACCAAUCAAUCGAAUCGAAUUAGUUGAAUUUGUUAAAUAUGCGAAGACUGCUGAAUCCAAAACGGGUUACUUGGGCUUCAGAUGUAAAUCUUUGUCAGGUAAGGCUUUUCUUAUCUGAAGAAUCUCCUUCGCAAGUUGGACUGGGAGCUCAGGAUCACCUCCAAGCAAAAUCAUCAUGGACGUCGCAAACAAGUGGUGUUACAUCUGAUGAUAAUUUACCUCCAGGUUUCGAAGGAGCCCAGGCUUCAAACCUUUGGAGAACUAAGUUAGCUCAAAUUCCUCUCGUCAAAUGGGAACUUCCUACAAGAUUCAUAUUGGAACCGAAUUGGCGAGUAGUUGCUGGCGAGGAGAGCCAAGAGGUGGAAGUUCAAAAACAACGGGAGAUGAGAGUGCUUGAAGCAAUUUAUCCUCGCCCAUCUGCUAUUCCCCUAAACCCUUCGGUACCAGCAGAAAACUUUGUUCACAAUGAUCAACAGACUCCUCUGAUUCCGAUCACUCCUAUCGAAGAGGAGGAUGGCGGUGAUACGUCACAAGAUGCCGUGGCUCCAAAUGCCAAUCUAAUGGAGGCGGGAGCUGCCUCGUCCCAUGGUCCGAGUAAUAAUCUUCCGGUGAAUGGAAUUACAGCUACCGGAGCUGCACCUAGCUUGGAACCGGAUGUUCUAGCGGUAGCACAAGCGGCCUUGAGUGCGAUAAUGGCGAAUGACCAGGGAAAUCUGAUUGACCGCGAAUUGCUCAUGAAAAUCCUGGGUGACCCGCAAAUUAUCGGGCAAUUGGUUAGGCAUCAUGGAGGAGGAGGAGGAGGAGGAGGAGGAGGAGGCGGAACCUUGCAGAGCAUGCCAGCUGCCGCCACAACACAAGCUCGGCCCGCCACUAGCGUACCGAGCAUGCCAGCCAUGGGUGUACAUAAUAUGCCUGCCACCGCCAUGCAAAACAUGCCGAAUAUGAGGCCACCGGGGUUCGGCUUCUCAACUCCAACGCCACCUCCCAUCAAUAGAGUAGAUCCAUCCUCGGCUCAUGGCAAUAGACCCGACCUCGUCCCCCCUUCUAUCCCAGGUACCUCUACCGCACCUUUCAACCCUCCUCCCGGCAGGAUAGGAUCCAUCCCCAACAUGCGGCCUCCUAUGCCCGACGUCCUCUCGACCUCAACUUCAUCCGUGAGAGCCCCGCUACAAGUCACACCAUCAACCUCAUCAUCUUCUGGCGCCCCCGCAAAGGACAUAAACUAUUACAAAAGCCUCAUUCAGCAACACGGGGGAGAAAGACAAGACGCUCCCCUGCCACCACCAUUCAGCAACCGGAGCAAUCACCAUAUCGAUUCAGUUCAAGAACAGCCAAUCAAUUCCAGAUCACGAGAUUCAAAACCCAAGAUCAUGAAGCCUUGCAUCUAUUUUAACAGCUCGAGGGGAUGCCGACACGGCGUGAACUGCGCAUACUUGCACGACGGGGCCCCAUCGCAGCAGCGGGUCGCGAACAUGCCGGAAGUGCAGAAUGCAAAGAGAAUGAAAAUGGAUAGGGAGAUUACUGGGACAUAGUUGUGGCUGUUAGCAUUUCCCCUCCUCCAUGUACAUUUUUGUCUGCGGCCAUUGCAGCCCUGCAAUGUUUUUGUUCCUUGGUUCUUUUCCCUUUCUUCUUCUUCUUCUUCAGUGAAAAGAGUCAUUUUUAUUUAUUUUUAGUUAAAUGUUUACUAGCUUUGCGAGCUUUUCUUAUAUUCGCUAAUAUUUUGCGAGGUGAUAGACCUUGGAUUCAUUUCUUCUUUUAUUUAUUUUUGGUUAAAAGUAUUAUUCUAAAUUGUUAUAUUGACAUUUCUUUCUA